Molecule: messenger RNA, 1632 nt
Organism: Lotus japonicus
Lineage: Eukaryota; Viridiplantae; Streptophyta; Magnoliopsida; Fabales; Fabaceae
Exons: 1
Coding region: 1-1632 (543 amino acids)
Molecular function (GO): zinc ion binding; nucleic acid binding
Source: RefSeq, a predicted model, not a curated record
AUGGAACCAGCGGCGGCAGCGUUCGUGUUCUCUCAAGGAAGCGGCGGCGGCACAAAAGAGCCACCGGAUAAAGAUCAAAGAGGAGGUAUCCAAUCAGUCUCGUUUAGGGACAAACUUGUGGGUACAAAGGCAGUUGGUGUCGUCGGAGCGGAUGUUGACUUGCGCGAUGAAGGUUUGUUCACGAUAGUGCAUGAUGGGGGGAACCGUCUCCUUCCCCGCUGCUAUAUCAAUGAGGAUGUGUUCCAGAGUGUCUGUGCACCAUGGAAAGACACCAUUGUGGUCAAGUUGCUCGGUAAGACAGUGGGGUACAUGGCCAUGAGGGAUCGACUAAAAGCACUGUGGCGCCCUCGUGGGGGUAUGGAUGUGCUAGAUAUUGGACAUGGAUACUUCAUGGUCAAUUUUGAUAUUGAAGCAGAUAGACAGCAGGCAGUGGAGGGAGGACCCUGGCUCAUGUUUGAUCAUUAUUUGUGUAUGCAGCCAUGGACACCAGAGUUCAUAGCAUCUGAAGCAAAAGAGGAAACAACAUGUGUCUGGAUCAGGUUCCCAAGUUUGAGUGUAGCAUUGUAUGACAAGCGUAUCCUCAAGGCGCUGGCGGCUGCUGUAGGGAAACCUAUUAAGGUGGACCUCACAACGUUGAAUAUCUCCAGAGGGAAGUUUGCCAGGGUAUGUGUCGAGAUUGAUCUGAACCUACCGGUGGUUGGUUGUGUCUGGUUCCGGGGUCAUUGGUAUAAGGUUGAAUAUGAAGGAUUACACCUUCUGUGCUCCAAGUGUGGUUGUUAUGGCCAUCUGUUACGGCAAUGCACUAAAGCUCCCACACCCUUGCAGGGAGCUAUUUCAACCGAGAACACGGCGGCGCCUGUGGGGAGUGAAGCGGCGGCGACAGAAGAUAUGCAGCAAUCAGAGGCAAUAGUGGGUAGGGCUGGCGUGGCACAAAGCCAGGGUGAGGUGUCGAACAAUGCAUUAACUCCGCCUCAUGUGGCGGUGAAUUCUGAGGCGAUAACUGCUACUCCAGUUAAGGAAACAAUUGCAAAUCAUGGGGAUCUUAAAAGAGGUUCCAUUAUGGGGGAUUCUGUGGAAGAUACUCCUGAUAUGCAUGGCACGUGGUUAACAGUGACACGGAGAAAAGCUCGCCCUAAAUCGCAACCCUCGAAAACACAGGGGCCCACAAAAGUACCAGAUAGAACAAAUUCCAAAAUUCGAGGGAUAAGUAAAGACCCCAUCCUUGGUGGAGCCCUCGCAGCGAGAAAGAUCAAAGAGAGAGAUAACAGGCUGGCACAUAAGUACUCGAGCCAGGGGAAAUCCACUGCCGACAGUUAUAUGAAUGAAUCACAGGGGAAGAAAAGGUUGAGAGCCUCACCCCAAGUCAAUUUCAAAGAGAAGGAACCCCCUAGGGCACCCAAUAUAACAGUAGGAAGCUCCUCCAUCCCAGCAAACACUUCUUCUGCAAUGGAACCUGUAAAACAGAAGGAAACCCUGGAGCAGGAAAGACCAAUAAUGAUGAACGUUGACCAUAUCGCAGGGAAUCACUAUAGGUUUGUGGAUACUGACGUGGAACAGGAUAUGGAGUACACUGAGCCUCUUAAGGAACUUGCAGAGGAUGUGCAGCAGCAGAAUAUCACAGCACCAACGUGA